Pestalotiopsis fici W106-1 is the source of this 864-nucleotide messenger RNA. RefSeq lists its product as uncharacterized. NCBI's taxonomy places the organism in Eukaryota, Fungi, Ascomycota, Sordariomycetes, Amphisphaeriales, Sporocadaceae. The transcript has 4 exons. Bases 1 to 864 code for a protein of 287 amino acids. The record is from RefSeq and is a predicted model, not a curated record.
AUGGCGCUCCCAUAUUGUGAACAGGCUAUCCUCUUCCAAACGACACAGUACGUCGCCGCAGAGGUUGCUGAUCAGGAACGCGCAAAUGCUGAUUUUCCGCCCCCAAAACAGCGAGAGCAAAACAGGUCCGCUAUCGAACAUGAGUUGUGGCGCAAAACCCUGAGGGGCAAACUGUUCCUCUCGCCUAUUGAGAAGCUAGACCAUGUUCUAGAUAUCGGCACAGGCACGGGUGAGUAUGCCUUGACGCAUGCCAAUUCUCAGGUAAUCGGUACUGAUUUAAGUCCGAUACAGCCAUCAUACAUUCCAACAAAUUGCCAGUUUGAAAUCGACGACGCUGAAGACGAAUGGCUUUACCGCCAAAAGUUUAGCCUCAUACACAGUCGCGGUAAUCAUCUAUCUUUCCAGUCACCAGAGACGGUCGUAUCAAGUGCAUUCAACGCCCUUGCCAGACAUGGUUGGUUUGAAUCGCAGGACAUUGUGCUUCCUUUGAAAUGCGAUGACAACAGUUGGGAAGGCAGUGCCAUCCAGAAAUGGAACAAUGUGAUUACAGAAUGUUUCCUCCUAAGCGGCAGGAGAUCGUACGUGGAAGAGUACGCACAAAUGUUUCGCGACGUCGGCUUGGACAAUGUGACGGAAAGAUUAUUCGUUUGGCCAGUAAGCCCUUGGCCACAAGGGCCACGAAAUCAACAUUUGCGAGAGCUGAGCCAAAUUGCUCGCCGGAACCUGUUGGAGGGUCUCGAGGCCUUUAGCAUGGUCUUAUUCACGAGAUACGCCAAUAUGAGCAAGGACGAGGUAUUAAAUCUUGUGCAAAAUGCCAAGGACGAUUUCUGGGAUCCAAAAUAUCACGUUUAUAUGCAGGUGUAA